AUUAAGGUUUUUUAUGUAACCUUUCAUGUUCUUUCCUGUGAGAUCAACUUAUUUUUGUCACUACUAUGGAGAUCUAUUUCUCUGUUACUCUGCCAUUUUUAAUUUUAAUAAUGAAAGUUUAGGGUAGAUUACGACUUUCCAAAUGGCGGAUGAGUUGGGUAAUAAAUUUUUCUGGAGAGCUGUGUUUGCAGAAUUUUUUGCUACAACCAUGUUUGUCUUCCUGGUCACAUCGGUGGUCGAUGCCAGUGCCCGCUAUGGAGGGCUCACACAAGUAGCAUUAGCAAUCGGCCUUGGUGCAUCUGUAUUGGUGCAAAUAGUUGGACCAAUCAGUGGAGCACAUUUUAAUCCAGCCGUUACCAUUGGUGUGUUUCUUAAUCGGGGCUGCAGUUUCUGGAAAUUGUUGUUUUACAUUCCUGCGCAAUUUAUUGGAGGUAUUGUUGGUGCAGCAAUAUCGUAUGGAUUAACUCCAAAAGACGUUAGAAAUUUUGGAAAACUUGGCAACCUGGUAAAGUUAGAAGAACUAAGUCUGGCCCAAGGGUUGUUUAUUGAGGUAUUCCUCACAAUGUUGUUGGUGCUCACCGUGCUGGCUUCCACAUCAUCAGAUAACAAAAGAAAAGAAGUGGGCUACGCAAAUGGUUUAGCCAUUGGGGUUUCGAUCACUGUCGCUCAUUUAGUUGGGAUAAUGUAUACCGGUUGUGGUAUUAACCCUGCAAGAGCUUUUGGACCUGCUGUGGUAUUUAAUUUUUGGGUGAAAUAUCAUUGGAUUUACUGGUUUGGACCUUAUAUUGGAGGUAUCUUAUCUGGAUUGUUGUACCGGUUCGUUUUUGGUGUGGAAGACACAAACCCGUCGAUCCAAGUGCAGGAAACUAAUCAGUACGUUAAUGUAGCAGAAUGAAUGAAUGAAUUCAAUUGGUGGAAAAUCAUAUACUGAGCUUCAACGAUUGGUUAAACCUUAAUUUUUGAAGAGAAAACACGAUUGUAACAUUUAUCUGGCAUUGUUGUUGUUUAAUGUAUUUUUGAUUGAUCUUUAAAUUGUAUGCAUUCUUCUUGCACUAGAUUUACCGAUUAAGAAGUGAUCAACCUUUGGGUUACGACAAGUUGUUUAUCGAUAUUUGAAAUGCAACACUAAUAAAAAAAGCUGUUAAAACUUUUGAUGGCCAGCAAUUUCAAAAAAGUUAAAACACGGUAUGGAAUUUAACUGUUUUAGCUACACUGCAAUACCGAAACAGAAAGGAAUAAAUUAUGUGCCGAAAAAUACCCAACAAGUUUUAGCAAGAUAUAUACCUUUUUGUAUUUCUAUAACAAGUAAAUAAAUAAA
Hydractinia symbiolongicarpus is the source of this 1318-nucleotide messenger RNA. Its product is annotated as aquaporin-1-like. Gene Ontology annotation, biological process: transmembrane transport. The record is from RefSeq and is a predicted model, not a curated record. The coding region runs from base 143 to 895 and encodes 250 amino acids. Gene Ontology annotation, cellular component: plasma membrane. Lineage: Eukaryota; Metazoa; Cnidaria; Hydrozoa; Anthoathecata; Hydractiniidae. Gene Ontology annotation, molecular function: water channel activity. The transcript is spliced from 4 exons.